AUGACCAUCACGACGACCACCUCCAGGAUGCCGUCCACCAAAAACACAAAUGGCGAUAUCCAUUUCCACCAAAAGGUGAAAGGGUGGUUCACGCGCAACUCGUCCAAUCGCGACCGCGCCGCCGACAAUACCACCGUCCACCACAAUGCCGGCCAUCAUGGCGCGCCGCGCUCCGACACCAAGAGCACCUUUCGCCAGACCAAGUUUUGGACCGUCGGCCGUCUGCGCAGCGCUACUACCGCUAGCGAGGGUAACCCGCUCGACAACGAGACCCUAAGCCCGACAGCCCUCGCGAACCCCUAUUUCGCCCACCAAGGCCAGCCGGGUCUGCGACACCAUAACGAGGGCUCCGUACCACCCAGCCCACCCGACACACCCUCGGUCAGUGUGAACCCACCCGACGAUGAGGACACCAACGGCAACGAGAAGGCCGCCGCUGCCACCGCUGCCCGCAAGGAGGAGCUCGCGAGGAAGUUGCGGAGGGUAGCCAGCGCCCCGAAUGCCCAGGGCCUCUUUGCCAAGGGCGCCAAGGGUGACGGCAGCAGCACGGACGACGAGCGGCCCGCCACGGCUGAGAUGGGUAAAGAGCCGCUCGAGGAGGGCUCAGGUCCCAAUGCGCUGGGCUUCGCCGAUGGCACGGGCAAGGCCACAUCCGAGGGCGGCCUUGCACCGCCCGACGCCGACGGCCUCGGCUCGCUGCCACCGCCGCCGACCCAGUCAGCCCUCGCGUUCCGCAGGACGUACAGCUCGAACUCUAUCAAAGUCAGGAAUGUGGAGGUCGGACCGCAAAGCUUCGACAAGAUCAAGCUGAUCGGCAAGGGGGAUGUCGGCAAGGUGUACUUGGUGAGGGAAAAGAAGAGCAGCAGGUUGUAUGCCAUGAAGGUGCUGAGCAAGAAGGAGAUGAUCAAGCGGAACAAGAUCAAGAGGGCGCUGGCGGAGCAGGAGAUUCUGGCGACGAGCAAUCACCCGUUCAUUGUGACGCUCUACCACUCGUUCCAAUCCGAGGACUACCUCUACCUGUGCAUGGAAUACUGCAGCGGCGGUGAGUUCUUCCGUGCGCUGCAGACGCGGCCGGGGAAGUGCAUAUUAGAGGAGGACGCCCGGUUUUACGCGGCCGAGGUGACUGCGGCGUUGGAAUACCUACAUCUGAUGGGUUUUAUUUACCGGGAUUUGAAGCCAGAAAACUUUGAUCUCUCAAAACAAUCUGACCCCGGCGGCAAGCCGACCAUGAUCAUCGGCAAGAACGGCACGAGCUCGACGUCACUCCCGACCAUCGACACCAAGUCGUGUAUCGCCAACUUCCGGACGAAUUCGUUCGUCGGCACCGAGGAGUAUAUUGCGCCCGAGGUAAUUAAGGGAAGCGGGCACACGAGUGCCGUCGACUGGUGGACGCUGGGGAUUUUGGUCUACGAGAUGCUUUAUGGCACGACGCCGUUCAAGGGCAAGAACCGUAACGCGACGUUUGCCAACAUCCUCCGCGAAGACAUUCCCUUCCCAGAUCACGCGGGGGCGCCGCAAAUAUCAAAUCUCUGCAAGUCCCUCAUCCGCAAGCUCCUCAUCAAAGACGAGAACCGGCGGCUAGGCGCGCGCGCGGGGGCGUCGGACAUCAAGACGCAUCCCUUCUUCCGCACGACGCAGUGGGCGCUCAUCCGGCACAUGAAGCCGCCGAUCGUGCCGCACCAGGGCCGCGGCAUCGACACGGUCAACUUCCGCAACGUCAAAGAGAGCGAGAGCGUCGACAUCAGCGGCUCCCGCCCCAUGAAGGGCGUGCCCCUCGAGAGCGGCCUCGCCACUCCCGGCGCCGAAACCCCGGAUCCGUUUGAGGAGUUUAACAGUGUGACGCUGCAUCACGAGGAGGAGUGGAACCAGGGGGGGAGGAGUUGA
Chaetomium globosum CBS 148.51 is the source of this 1884-nucleotide messenger RNA. RefSeq lists its product as uncharacterized. The transcript has 4 exons. The record is from RefSeq and is a predicted model, not a curated record. Gene Ontology annotation, cellular component: nucleus; cytoplasm; plasma membrane. Gene Ontology annotation, biological process: protein phosphorylation. NCBI's taxonomy places the organism in Eukaryota, Fungi, Ascomycota, Sordariomycetes, Sordariales, Chaetomiaceae. Gene Ontology annotation, molecular function: protein serine/threonine kinase activity; ATP binding. Bases 1 to 1884 code for a protein of 627 amino acids.